Mugil cephalus (flathead mullet) is the source of this 1949-nucleotide messenger RNA. Its product is annotated as zinc finger protein 79-like. Gene Ontology annotation, biological process: regulation of transcription by RNA polymerase II. Gene Ontology annotation, molecular function: DNA-binding transcription factor activity, RNA polymerase II-specific; RNA polymerase II transcription regulatory region sequence-specific DNA binding. Lineage: Eukaryota; Metazoa; Chordata; Actinopteri; Mugiliformes; Mugilidae. Gene Ontology annotation, cellular component: nucleus. The transcript is spliced from 5 exons. The record is from RefSeq and is a predicted model, not a curated record. Bases 78 to 1607 code for a protein of 509 amino acids.
UCACUUCCCUCUUCCGCAUUUAGCCGUUUGUAUGCUAAGCUAAGCUAACCGAGCGUUUCGAGCCAGGAUUAUUCAACAUGGUGGAUUUGUUGACUUUUAAAAACCAAGUGGCGCUCGUGGUGAAUAAUCUGGCCAGGGCGGUGGUGGCGGAGAUUUUUACAGCGGCCGAGAAAUUAUCUUUAAAGGAACAAAACCCCGAGACUGAGGAGAAACUCGGGGCUCUGGUGGAAAGUCUGUGUGUCGACGCCGUGGAGAAAAUCCUGAAGAUAGUUGAGCCGACGAAGCCGGACGAGGAUCAGUGUGAUGGCAGCGGAGGAGGUGAGGACGGGGGGGACGGGGGGGACGGCGCCCCCCCCGCAGAGCCGACCUACAUCCUGAUGUACGAGAGCGCUGCUGCCGACUCCAGGUGUCUGCUGCCGAGCACUGCUAACAAUGCUAACAGCGCUAGUGGUGAACAUAAAGGCCUCUCAGGUGAGGAGACAGCGCUGCACGGCUCCUCCCCCCCUGCCCCCCCCCAGGCUGAUGACCAUGAGUACGCCCGGCCGCCUUCGCUGUCGCCGCCUGGUGCUGCUGCGUCGAGGACGGGUCGCGUCGGGCGGAGGAGGAAAGACGGCGCGAGAGCGGCUGCAGAGAUUCUCCUGCCGUGCUCACGUUGCGGCAUGAUGUUUCUGAACGCCGAGCGUCUCGCCGACCACGACAGGAAGUCUCACCCCGUGUGCUCCGCAUGUGGGGCGAUGUUCUCCGGCAUCCUGAAGCUCCGCCAGCAUGAGAUGAAGGAGCACGGCCUGCUGCCCUACGCCUGCGACUACUGCCCCAAGAGGUUCAACCACAAAGCUCACCGCGACAUCCACGCGAAGGCGCGGCACACCGGGGAGAAGCCCUUCCACUGCGACAUGUGUGGGAAAUGCUACUCCAGCGUCAGCGUGCUGAAGACACACAGGACCACGCACUUCCAGAAGACCUUCAUCUGCGACGUCUGUGGGAAAAGCUUCUACCACGCCUGCCACCUCAACCGCCACAAACUGGUGCACCAGGAGGUCCGACCGUACCACUGCUCCACCUGCGGCAAGGGCUUCACCCAGGCCACCAACCUGCGCAGCCACCAGCUCAUCCACAGCGGAGAGAGGCAGCUCUGCUCCAUCUGUGGCAAGAGCUUCCGGUACCUGAAGAACCACGUCAUCAGCAAACACUCCCACGAGCUCCCGGCCGACCAGCUGCCGUCCACGGGCUCCAUCGUCAGCUGUGACGUCUGCGGGAAGAAGUUCCCCAACUCGUCGCAGCACCGGGUCCACCAGAGGAGCCACACCGGGGAGAAGCCCUUCCACUGCGACAUCUGCGGGAAGAGCUACCGCCUGAAGGACCUGCUCCGGGACCACAGGUACACCCACACCGGGGAGAAGCCCUACCGCUGUUCGCUCUGCUCCAAGACCUUCAACCUGGCCACCAGCUUCAUGAGGCACCGCAGCAUCCACACCGGAGAGACGCCCUACAGCUGCCACGACUGCGGGAAACACUUCCGCCUCCUCACCUUCCUCAAGGCGCAUCUGCAGACCAAAGCUCACCGCAAGCAGACGCAGCAGAAGGAGGCGGCCGCCUCCCACCUCUGACCUUCAGCACCGGCCCAGGACCACAGCUGGAAAUUAGCUUCAUUAGCUGAAGCUGACACUUUGUACAGUGGAUUCAAAGGAACCGUCCACGUCACAAUAAACUAGUAAAGUGAAGUGAAGUGACCUCAGACCAGGGAAACUGAAACAUCCUCCACCACAGACUGAGGAGAGCAUGAGUUCACUGUUCGGCUACAAAACAACGAUGAACUUCAUGAGCAACUUUAAACAGUAAAACUCCUGAGGGAGUUGGAACAAGGACGACUCUGAUAUUAGUGGAAUAACACGUUCACAUGUGUUUGAGUGUCCAGUUACAGUCGGAUUAAAGCAGAAACUCGUUUUGAA